Trifolium pratense (red clover) is the source of this 827-nucleotide messenger RNA. RefSeq names its product ras-related protein RABA4c-like. Gene Ontology annotation, cellular component: endosome. The transcript is spliced from 2 exons. The record is from RefSeq and is a predicted model, not a curated record. Bases 46 to 735 code for a protein of 229 amino acids. Gene Ontology annotation, molecular function: GTPase activity; GTP binding. Lineage: Eukaryota; Viridiplantae; Streptophyta; Magnoliopsida; Fabales; Fabaceae.
GCUGAAUCGAGUUAGACUUUGCAAGACUCAAAUUUGGCGAAGAGAAUGGCUCAAUGGCAAGGUGAUUUUGAACUUGAGGGUAUUGACUACAUGUUCAAGAUUGUCAUGAUUGGUGACCCUGCUGUUGGAAAAUCUCAGCUUAUGAAUAGGUAUGUUAAAAAUGAAUUCCACAUGAAUUCCAAAGCAACAAUUGGUGUUGAGUUUCUGAACAAGACUGUUCAUAUGGAUCACAAACUAGUCAAGGCUCAGAUUUGGGAUACUGCUGGUCAAGAAAGGUACUCAGCAAUUACAGCUGCAUAUUACAGAGGUGCAACUGGAGCAUUGCUAACAUAUGACAUAACGAAGCGCCAUACCUUUAACAAUAUCGAAAAGUGGCUGGACGAACUACAUCGUCAUGCAGACAAAAACAUAGCUGUCAUGCUUGUUGGCAACAAGACUGACCUGAGUUCGAACCGAGAAGUGCCUAUUGAGGAAGCCAAAGAGUUUGCCAAAGAGAAAGGUCUCUUCUUCCUCGAGACAUCCGCACUUGACUCGAACAAUGUAGAACCAGCUUUCCUCAGUCUUCUUUCACAGAUAUAUAUGACUGUCAGUAAGAAGCGCAUAACUGCAGAUGGACAUGGACCAAAUUGGGAGAAAGUAAAUCUUGGUUUUCAGGGAACACAAUUAUUGGUCUUGCCGCAACAACCGGAAUGUCAAAAAUCUAAAAGGAAAUUCAAUUGUUGCAGUGUUUUAUAGAAUAUAUAUCAUUCCUUGUUCUAUUGAUUAUGUAUAUGGUAAGUAUACUCUGCCAUAUAUUCCCCCCUUCAAAUUUUUGAAGUAUUUCUUAA